Messenger RNA from Sinocyclocheilus anshuiensis, 2052 nucleotides. Its product is annotated as neuropilin-2-like. The record is from RefSeq and is a predicted model, not a curated record. The coding region runs from base 43 to 477 and encodes 144 amino acids. Lineage: Eukaryota; Metazoa; Chordata; Actinopteri; Cypriniformes; Cyprinidae. The transcript has 4 exons.
GAGCGUGGCAGUCGAGGGCACAUCUGGGUCGAUAAUAUCCAUAUGAGCUCCAGCAUCGAGCUUGAGCAGUGUACACAACCCUUCGCUGCAUUCCCCCCUGAAAUGACUGAGCGAAGACCCGAAGACCUUGGAAAUAAACGUCUAUUCAAUGUCAGAGAGCGCAUUGGUCAAGGGUUCCCAUUCCCUGCCUGGACCACACCCAACCCCUCACGAGAACCUCCAGUGACGCGGAUCUCAGAGAAAGACAACGCCUGGCUGUACACCCUUGAUCCCAUCCUGGUCACCAUCAUCGUCAUGAGUUCCCUGGGCGUUCUGUUGGGAGCGGUUUGCGCCGGGCUCCUGCUCUACUGCACCUGCUCCUACAACGGCCUGUCAUCCCGCAGCACCACCACGCUGGAGAACUACAACUUCGAGCUGUACGAUGGCAUCAAGCACAAGGUGAAGAUCAACCAGCAGCGCUGCUGUUCCGAUGCCUGAUGGCAGGCGAUCAGGAGAGGCACUCUGUCCGCUUGUGAACUGGUGUCGGCCUGAUCCAAAACUGUGAAUGGACCUCACGGCACUAAUAUAGGGCUGAUCUCUGACCGGGAUUGUUGAAGGAUCACUGGGAGCAUAGAGGCUUCCUGUGGACAGCUCAAUGGGAGUGAAUCGUGAUCAACACAUAUCAACCUAAUGACUUUCUACCCCUCAAAAAAGAAAAAUAACUUUAAAGAAAUGUAUAUUGCUAUAGAUUUGUAAAGAAAAAUACAACCUAAUAAUCCUUAAUGGAAGAUAGAAGAGAGGGAGAGGCACUCGGACUAGAAGACAGAUUGCUUGUGAAAUCUCGGCCUCCAUUGUGUGAACGCUGUGGCCUAGAAUAUUGUAGACAUUUGCUUUAGUUUAGACUCGUGUCUCUUCACUGACUCGCUUAAGUUCCCAUCCCAUCCUGUCUUUUGCCACUUUCACAACCGUUUUGAAGUGUCAACGCCUCUUAUGAAUGUUUUAUACUUCAGUCUGUUUGUAGCAUAUUGUUUUUGUUGUGGCCAUUAGACAACGAGAAAGGAAACACGCUGUAUUACGUUCAGAAAAAUCCUUUUAGAUUGAAGUAUUAGGAUUGUCUUUUGUGUCUAUUUUUUCUCUUUUCCUUUAUUUUUUUGCUUUUUUUGCUUUGACUGUUUGAUUUCUAAGCAUAGCGUUGAAGACUCUGUGCUGACAAUUCAAACUAAUUCAUCGCAACCUAUGGAUUGCUAAGGAUUCAGAGCCACUGAGCUAAAAAGUGUUGAGAGAGUGGAAAGAGAGAGAGAGCAUCUUCAGUUCUCUCCUCCUCUCUUUACCCUAUUCUUGAAGUAACAAAGACUCAAGCUGGCAGAGCGACUUUGGUGAAGGAGCUGGAAAAUCCCCAAGCCACUUUCAUGUACAAACAAUCAAGCCUUAAGCAAACUGUUUUGGAGGAGAGCCAUUUUGAAACACCAGUCCUUGGGUUUGAAGCCACUGGGGCCUCGGAGGAGUCAGGCCUUACACUUGCUUUCUUUCAUUUCACCUGUCUGUUUUCUCCAUGGUUUAUUUUGGGCUGCUGAAAAUGAAGGCUAACAAGACCAGGUUUGGUGCAAGCCUGAGAGAAGGGUGAGAAUUUCACAGAACGUUUCACCUCGAGGUGAAGAGAGGGAUAGAACGAGUACACACAUGGGGGAAGUGUGUGUACAUUUCUUUAUUGUACCUCAGACUGGCCUCUUGCUCCCCAGAGCCACGCUGGGAGUUCUGUUGACUUGUGGGUAAGCGAGAGGGGUGGAGGGGCUCGUCUUAUUAGGGAGUGCGGAAAGCAGCCGGAGACACGGAUUGUUCAGUUGUUGGGGGAGAGAGCGAUGAAGAGGGAGAGAUUGUGUGUAUUCAGCUCGGUUUUUAUUGGACUCUGUUGACUCUUUUCCAAGUGCCUUGGAGCUCUGGCCUGUUUUGGCUUUGCUGCAGAGCUGUGAUAGAUAGUAUUACCUCGUCUGUCUGGGACAGGAGGCCAACACCAAAAGACAUGGAGAUCCCGGCACUGGUCAGAACAUUCAAAAAUUGUUGUUUGUAGACUUU